Messenger RNA from Rangifer tarandus platyrhynchus (Svalbard reindeer), 495 nucleotides. The record is from the annotation of a GenBank genome assembly. NCBI's taxonomy places the organism in Eukaryota, Metazoa, Chordata, Mammalia, Artiodactyla, Cervidae.
AUGGUGACACCCCAACUGCAAGUCACAAAGAAAUGGAGGCUCUCAUUCAAUUUUCAAGCAUCUCCUGAGGACCAGGAAGUGUUUUCUUCUCAAAGGGCACUUCCACUGAUGAAAACAAAGUGGAAAGAAAGAUGUUCAGGUAGAGAGAAGGGAGGCACCUGUCCCCGUUGCAUCUUGGGAGCCAAAUAUAUUCUCUUUGGUGUACAAAACCGAGAACUCACUCCAGUCUCCCUAGUACCACUGAAGAGAGAAGAAAAAAAAGAAUGCCAGCAAAACAAUAAGAGCAUUUGCCCAAAUCUACCUAUUGCAGCUGGGAGAAGGGGGUCAAAGCAAGGAUCUUUCGCCCAUAGAAAGAGAGCACUGACCCUGAUGGCAAUAGACUAUUUAAGCCCUAACUCAGCCAACCUUACUUAUAGCAUAAGGGAGCAUAGCGUUUGUGUAGACAAAGGGGGCACUUGGCCUUAUACCUCGUUAGAGAAGAGAAACAGGGUGUAG